UCCUACUGUUGAAAUUGAAUAUACAUCACUUCCUAUUAAAAUUGUUUCUAUUAAUAUAAAUGGCCUUCUUCAAUCUAAUAAAAAACUUUUAAUAACUAAAGCUCUUAAUAAUAAUACCUAUGAUUUUUAG
Scutellospora calospora is the source of this 130-nucleotide messenger RNA. The record is from the annotation of a GenBank genome assembly. NCBI's taxonomy places the organism in Eukaryota, Fungi, Glomeromycota, Glomeromycetes, Diversisporales, Gigasporaceae.